CCAACACCCAAUAACACAUAAUGACAUUGUUUCGUUGGAGUAUCUGUCUUCUUGCAAUCCUUGUAUAUGAGGUGACAUGCUUAAAAGUGCAAUAUGAAGGUGAUCAAGUCCUAAAAAUUACACCAAAGACAUCUAACCAAGCUCAGUAUAUGAAGGAAUUAACACAUGAAUGGCUGCUUGACCUUUGGAAGCCAGAAUCGUCUGAGGGAAUUAAUCCAGGAAGAGAGGUCCAUGUCCGGGUCCCGCUUUCUCACGUUCAGCUGAUGAAAGAAAAGCUUCAGGAGCAACAAAUUCCAUUUAAGAUCAUGAUUAAUGAUGUCCAAAAGCUUAUUAGUUAUGCAACAACUAAGCAUCUGCAGAGGAUAUCAUUGGAAACCUAUGAUUAUACCAUUUAUCAUCCUAUGAACGAGAUUUAUCACUGGAUGGAAGAAAUUAACGAGAAACACAGCGAUCUUGUAACAAAACGUUAUUUAGGGCAUACAUAUGAACACAGGCCAAUCUACUACUUCAAAGUUGGAUGGCCAUCAGACAAGAAAAAGAAAGUUAUUUUAAUGGAUUGUGGAUUUCAUGCCCGGGAGUGGGUUUCUGUAGCUUUUUGUCAAUGGUUUGUCAAAGAGAUACUUGCGACUCACAAGGAUGACCCUGUGCUUACUAAUGUCCUCAAGCAAGUUGACUUGUACAUUAUACCUAUUCUAAAUAUUGAUGGCUAUAUCUAUACUUGGACAAAGGAGCGGUUGUGGAGGAAAAACCGAGCAAUAUACAAUGAGACAUGCACCGGUGUGGAUCUGAACAGGAACUUUGAUGCUCAUUGGUGCACUAUUGGUGCAUCCCGUGACUGCUCAAGUAAUACAUUUUGUGGUUCAGAGCCAGCUUCAGAACCAGAGACCAAAGCAAUGGUCAGUCUUGUUGAAAAAAUUAAAUCUGAUAUUUUGGGCUAUCUCACAUUUCACUCCUAUGGGCAGAUGAUCCUCCUUCCAUAUGGUUACACAACAACCCCUUCUAAAGACCAUGAUGCAAUGAUGGAGGCUGCAUCAAGGGCAGUUUCUAAAAUGAAGGAAAAACAUAACAACGAAUAUGCAGUAGGAUCUUCAUGUCUUGUAAUCAAUUAUUUCGAUUCUGGAUCCUCUGGAGACUGGGCCACAGAGAUUGGAAUAAAGUAUUCAUACACAUUUGAAUUAAGAGACAAUGGCACCUAUGGCUUUCAGCUGCCAGAGGAACAGAUAAAGCCUACGUGUGAAGAGACAACAACUGCCGUGAUGACAAUGUUUGAGUAUUUCAAUGAAAAAUAUUUGGAAAACAGUGCUGUAUCCGUCACAAGCAUGAAGCUUAAUGUGCUUCUCUCAUGUAUUCUUUGCAUGUAUUAUGUACUAACUCAUUAAUGGUGAAGUGUCUUUGUUCUUUCUAUGUAUAACAUGCUGUCAUUAUUUAAUUUCAUUCUUAUCACUAAAACAAAACAAUUAAAGCAUUAUCUUAAAUACUACGAAUGCAAA
Spea bombifrons (plains spadefoot toad) is the source of this 1490-nucleotide messenger RNA. RefSeq names its product carboxypeptidase O-like. Gene Ontology annotation, molecular function: metallocarboxypeptidase activity; zinc ion binding. The transcript has 11 exons. Gene Ontology annotation, biological process: proteolysis. The record is from RefSeq and is a predicted model, not a curated record. NCBI's taxonomy places the organism in Eukaryota, Metazoa, Chordata, Amphibia, Anura, Pelobatidae. Bases 21 to 1379 code for a protein of 452 amino acids.